UAUAUCACGCCUGGUGGUAACAGUCAAAGUCUAGGUAUACCAUACUCUGUGAGGAUAGAAGUCGUCCCGCUAUUAUUUCAAUAGCUUAUAGGAGAUCAAUUACUCUCUGUUGUAUUUAUGUUUGCGCUAAAAUGUCUGAGGCUAUGUCAACUCGCCAGAUGUUUCUACGGAAGGAGACACUUAAUUGUUUCAGGACAUGAUUCCCUGGUUAGCAGAGGAUUGACAUCGUCAUUCGUAAGCACAGCACCUUUUGCAUGAUAAAGAGGCUGUCAAACACCUGUCAUUGAAUAAACAGGGACUAAUUGAACACGAGUGGUUUAAAACGUCCCACGCUGUUGGCAUCGUCAAUAAACUCGUGUUGCGCGACGUUCACCAGGUCAUUGCCGGGAACAAAUUGCUCUAGGAAGGACCCAUCAUGGAGUAACGGCCGAUAUGUAUGUAUAAAAGUGUUUGGUAAUUUCCGCAAUUUCCCUGAUAAUGUGAGUGUCAGUCAUAACAACAUAGAUUGGAACUGAUAAUGUCGACAGUCACGCACGAUUUGUUUACCAAACUGGACACAAACGCCGUUUAUCGAUUAAAGAUCUUUUUCCAAAUUUUGGUUGGAAUUACCAAAGUAUGAAUAGCCCAGCACAUUAGGGUAAUACACCUGAAUCGACACUGCUCAUAAAUCGUAGAUAUAGCGUGGUUUUCACAUCAGACAGUUUACCUGUAAUAUACCGUGAUAUAUAUGGAGUGAACAUUCCGACGUGUGUGACAAUACGCCAAAGUGUGGUAAGCAGAAGGUUUGGCGCGUUAUGUGGACACUUGGAAACUGGCGGUUUUGGACGUUCCGGCCCGGAUUAAGAGGUUACAUAUCGAUUUAGGCAGUAUAGAUUGAGCUGCGGUGACAAUUUCCUUGUUUACAUUACAGUGUAUACAUCAUUCUAAUACCAGUAAGAGACACAAGGUAAAGAGAAUCACUGGCAAUUCACAUAUUAACAUGCAAUACGACUUCCAUCAGCAACAUUACGGAAACCUUAGAUUUUGUACCCGGUGCUGGCCUGUUUGAGUUAGUAGUAUAACGUGUAGUGAAUGUGCUAAUGCGGCGGUGUGACGUUCAGGGACACGCUUUGUGACUUUCAGGGACACGCUUUGUGACGUUCAGGGACACGCUUUGUGACUUUCAGGGACACGCUUUGUGACUUUCAGGGACACGCUUUGUGACGUUCAGGGACACGCUUUGUGACGUUCGGGGACACGCUUUGUGACGUUCAGGGACACGCUUUGUGACUUUCAGGGACACGCUUUGUGACGUUCAGGGACACGCUUUGUGACUUUCAGGGACACGCUUUGUGACUUUCAGGGACACGCUUUGUGACGUUCAGGGACACGCUUUGUGACGUUCGGGGACACGCUUUGUGACGUUCAGGGACACGCUUUGUGACUUUCAGGGACACGCUUUGUGACGUUCAGGGACACGCUUUGUGACGUUCAGGGACACGCUUUGUGACGUUCGGGGACACGCUUUGUGACGUUCAGGGACACGCUUUGUGACGUUCAGGGACACGCUUUGUGAACACUUGUUACCUUUUAUAGGAGACGUUUUGUCGGAUUAUUUACUUUAAAACAAAGAUACAUACGUAGGAAAACCGAAUUCAAAAUGUCGAAAUUCAUGUUUCAUAUUCAGUUUUCGGACCAGGAGGGUUUUUUGCAUGAACACGAAGUUUACGAAAUGAUGAGGUCUCGGAGUCUUUAUCAGGUUCAAUUUGACCUUAAGCAUAGACUACACAAACGAAUAAGGUCCCUGGAACAGGCGGAAAAGAUGCAGAUUUCAACUUUUCAAAAACAAAGAAAUGUUUUCUUGACAAAAAUGCAAGAAAAGGUGGCUCAAAGAAACAAACUCGCCGAGGAAAAAUCUUCUCCGUUGAUGAUUAGUGGGUUUAAAAGACAAGUGAAGACGAGGGAGAGAAGGGACAUCCCUAUGAUGACGGACGUAGAAUCUACAAAUAUAGCACCUAAACAAAUUAACAGUGCCCCUUCUCGUAAAGUGUCAAAAGACUCACCACAGAACAAACCGGUUACCAAGGAAACAUCAAGUUCACGUCUAGUUUCAAAGGAAACAACAUUGACGUCCGUUAAAGAAGUAUCUUGCGAGAGCGAUGACGCCAAGCCGACGAGCGCUAAGAUUGAACUGUCAUACAAAGGAAGAUCACUGCCAGGGUGUAAGAGUGGUUAUCGUAGGUCAAGGACGAUGUUUAGUGAUGACGUCACAUACAUUGAUACGUCAUCAUUUGUAUCAAAAGAACAGAUAGGGGAAAUAUCUUUAAACGAUGAAGAGGACACAUCUUCAAACCGAUUACUCUCUAGGGAAAGUACAAAAACCAUUGUUCCUAAAAUGACAACAAAGCCUCGCAGAGUAACACUGCCACACAUACCAUCCGAACAGACAUUUCGGGGCGACUCGGCAUUUUUCGAACAGGAUGACAACAUUUCCGAAAUUUCUGAUACGGCAUUCCAAAGACUGGCCGGAAAGUAUAAUUCAUCAAAGUCUCUUACUUCUCUGUCCAUUACAGUACCAACUCCGGACCUGAAAUCACUGUCAACUUACGAGAUGGGUAUGACCACUCCGGACGGUCAGCUGAUAUUGUCGAAGGACGAGUAUGAGGAUUAUCUGGACAGAUUUAGGGAAGUAAAAUCCAAACGGCUGAAACUAAUACGGACACAUAGUGAAAACUUAGAUAGGAAAGUCAAACGUUUUCAAGCUCAUAAAAAAACUUGACAAUGAUGUAUGUUUCCAAAAAUCUAUUUCACGUCUGUUCUAGGGACAAUAGGCAUUUCUUUAUGUGUAUGGUUUGUACCUGUAAUACAGAUUCUGAAUACUUAUAUAAUUAUAUUUGUAUUCAAUAUUAUUUUUCUGCUUCACAAUACUACAAAAUAUGUAUGGAACUUGAACGAUUUCCAUGUCAUAUCUCAUUCAAUAACUUUAAAUCCUAACUAUUAGUAAUGUAUACGUAGCUUUCCAAUUGGCUUAAUUAAAGUACAGUUUUAUUUUGGCUGUGAAUAGUUUGCUUAUAAAGCGACAAUGUGAUUUGGCGGAUUGGUGAUCAGCGAAUUUAACACUGGAGUGUGACCGGCUAUUGACAAAAAAGCGUCGAUGAUAACACUUAUAUACCUGUACGAGACAUUUGAUUAACUAUUCCGUUAAGUUUUGUAAUCUAAGAAAUGUUACCCCCUUAGAACACAACUCCAACAAAAUAGGGGUACGUACAUAUGGUGUAUCUACAGUUACUUGAGAUGUAAAGGCCAACUAUUUUUCAGAGUUGUAAUACAAUCGUUAUCUCUGUACAGUAGGACGAUAUGAACUGGUCGGAAGAACACACAGUGUAUAAUUGAUGCUCGUAAUGUCCUUCCCGUACAUAACUGUCAAACUAAAAUCCAUAGUUAUAUGUUUUGGGAUUUUUCUAGAUAAAAUUCCCGCUUUA
Pecten maximus is the source of this 3461-nucleotide messenger RNA. RefSeq lists its product as uncharacterized. Bases 1640 to 2758 code for a protein of 372 amino acids. The transcript has a single exon. Lineage: Eukaryota; Metazoa; Mollusca; Bivalvia; Pectinida; Pectinidae. The record is from RefSeq and is a predicted model, not a curated record.